GCGCAGCUGCGGUUUUGUCUUUCCUUGCCCGAGAGCAUCACCGGCGGGCCUGUUUUAUUGGCCCCUUUCGCCGCCUUCUCGUGCCUUUGUGCGUCAGUUGCGGAGUCCCACAUACGGAGCCCCUUCGCCACAGCCGCCGCCGCCAUGUCCUCGCCGUCGUCUGGGGAGCAGUACGAGGAAGAAGAGGACGGCGCAUACGAGAGCCAGGCCAAGCGGCUGAAGCCCAGCGCCGCGGCCGAGGAGGGCGAGAUCGAAUACGGGGCCGAGGAGGGCGAGAGUCGCAGGGAGAAGGCCGCCCCUCGCACCGGGGGGUUCUCCGGAGGGGAUGCUGGUGGCAGUCAUCACAAAGUUUCUGUUUCUCCUGUUGUCCAUGUCCGAGGACUCUGUGAAUCAGUUGUGGAGGCAGACCUCGUAGAGGCGCUUGAAAAAUUUGGAACCAUAUGUUAUGUGAUGAUGAUGCCAUUUAAGCGCCAAGCUUUGGUAGAAUUUGAGGAUAUUGAAAGUGCCAAAAAGUGUGUAACAUUUGCAGCAGAUGAGCCAGUAUAUAUAGCUGGGCAACAAGCAUUUUUUAAUUACUCUACAAGCAAAAGAAUUACUCGUCCAGAAAACACAGAUGACCCCUCUGGUGGGAACAAGGUUCUGCUCUUGUCAAUUCAGAAUCCUCUAUAUCCAAUUACAGUGGAUGUCUUGUAUACAGUGUGCAAUCCUGUUGGGAAAGUUCAGCGUAUUGUCAUAUUCAAGAGGAAUGGAAUACAAGCCAUGGUUGAGUUUGAAUCAGUUCUUUGUGCCCAGAAGGCAAAAGCAGCACUCAAUGGAGCGGAUAUAUAUGCAGGAUGCUGUACACUAAAGAUUGAAUAUGCAAGGCCACCUCGACUUAAUGUCAUUCGAAAUGACAAUGAUAGUUGGGACUAUACUAAACCAUAUCUGGGCAGACGAGAUGGAGGUAAAGGUCGCCAGAGGCAAGCUAUUUUGGGAGAACAUCCUUCAUCAUUUAGGCAUGAUGGCUAUGGCUCACAUGGUCCUUUGUUGCCAUUACCGAGCCGAUACCGAAUGGCAUCUCGGGAUACUCCAGAGCUGGUUGCUUACCCCCUUCCCCAAGCCUCCUCAUCUUACAUGCAUGGGGGGAACCCCUCCGGUUCUGUGGUCAUGGUUAGCGGAUUGCACCAGCAAAAGAUGAACUGCUCAAGAGUCUUCAACUUGUUCUGCUUGUAUGGAAAUAUUGAAAAGGUGAAGUUUAUGAAGACUAUUCCAGGCACAGCAUUAGUGGAAAUGGGUGAUGAAUACGCUGUUGAAAGAGCAGUCACACAUCUCAAUAAUGUCAAAUUGUUUGGGAAGAGGCUUAAUGUUUGUGUGUCCAAACAGCAUUCAGUUGUUCCUAGUCAGAUAUUCGAGCUGGAAGAUGGAACAAGCAGUUAUAAAGACUUUGCAAUGAGCAAGAAUAAUCGCUUUACCAGUGCUGGCCAAGCAUCCAAGAAUAUUAUCCAGCCACCCUCUUGUGUGUUGCAUUACUACAAUGUUCCAUUGUGUGUGACCGAAGAGACCUUUGUAAAGUUGUGUGAUGAUCAUGAAGUCCUGUCUUUUAUCAAAUACAAAGUAUUUGAUCCAAAACCUUCAGCCAAAACACUUUCCGGUCUGUUGGAGUGGGAAUGCAAGACAGAUGCAGUGAAAGCUCUUACAGUACUUAAUCACUACCAGAUAAGGGUUCCCAAUGGCUCUAACCCAUAUACCUUGAAGCUUUGCUUCUCCACUUCCUCCCAUUUGUAGAGCAGAGGACAACAUAUUAGGAGCUCCUUACAUCUUUAUUUACAAACUUGAAACAAUAUGUUGUUUGCAGGAUCUAAACUACUUGCUCAGUUUCCUUGUCUCAAUCUAACUUAAGUUCAUUUUGUUUUAUAAUAAAUGAAUGUGUUUAAACACCAAAUUUUUCUUUUGCCUCCAAAAAGUAAUGUCAGUAUAUUAUGUAGAGCUUAUUAACUUGUGAAACUGUUAUCUACAGGUGUUUGAAUUGCCUUGUGGGUAGCAUGUGUAAAGAAUUUGUAUGUAGUUCCAGACCUUAAACCACACUUUCCAUACAGCAUUAAAAUGUACACUUCCAUUUACAAUGAAUAUUUCCCACUUAGGUUUAAAUGACAAGUAGAAUUAUUAUAUUGGAAUAUUAGCUGUAAAGUUCCUAGUUAUUAUUCUUGAUUAAAGUGUAUGUGUUGCAACAACUCUAAAAUCAAAGUUGCAUUUAUAAAACUUUUUCAAAUUACACAGACUGAUUUGAGUUAUGUAAUGGUAUAUGAUUUUUAAAGAGAAACUUCACAGGAAAACAAUGAAUACCUUUUCUGCAGAAUGGAUUUAAAUUUAUUUUAAAUAGUGUCUUUUCAGAUAAUUUUUCACUCACAUUAGCAUGAUGUCCUUAUUGCUAACUCUAGCCUGGAAACUACUUGCAAAAAUAAUAAACUCUCAAGCCUGAA
Messenger RNA from Elgaria multicarinata webbii, 2459 nucleotides. It is a transcript of the gene HNRNPLL, whose product is annotated as heterogeneous nuclear ribonucleoprotein L like. The transcript is spliced from 13 exons. The record is from RefSeq and is a predicted model, not a curated record. Bases 145 to 1764 code for a protein of 539 amino acids. Gene Ontology annotation, cellular component: nucleus. Gene Ontology annotation, biological process: regulation of RNA splicing; mRNA processing. NCBI's taxonomy places the organism in Eukaryota, Metazoa, Chordata, Lepidosauria, Squamata, Anguidae. Gene Ontology annotation, molecular function: mRNA binding.